AUGCAGUUUAGCUUAUGCCUGUCUACUGUCAUUUUUUUAUCAAUUUUAAAUAUUUCAUCAUCAACUGAGAUUGAAUGCAACUACAAAGUCGAAUAUUUCCUACCUGUUGGCUUUAAAUACACCUGCGAUGUCCUCAACAACCCCAACAUUAACUCAACUGAGAAAUCUCAAAUUAAAUCCAUCGUCGGUUCACAUUUGCAGCAUAAAUCAAACUCAGAUGAAGUUUUUUUCUACGUCAAAGAGAAGUUGUUGCUUUAUUUCCCACAAAAUCUUGAUAAAUUCUUCACAAACUUACGAGCAAUUGUGAUUGUGUCUAGUCAGUUAAAGGAAAUUCAUCAAAUCAACUUGAAAUCUUAUCAGCAGCUGACUUAUCUGACAUUGUAUGACAAUGACAUUGAAGUUCUUGAAGCUAACCUUUUCAAAUUCAACGAAAACUUAGAAUACAUCGAUUUGGAUCAAAAUAAAAUUAUAAAAAUUGGAACUACUGCUUUUAAUGGUUUGGACAAGCUGCACACGUUGGAUUUGAGGAACAAUGGAUGCAUCAACAUGAGGGCAGAUAAGAAUUUAACAGCAGUUCUGGAAGUUGUUGAGAAAGCUGAGAAGUUCUGUGGAUUUGAUGCAACAAGCACAACUGAAGAUAAUGAUGAGGAUUUGGAUUUUGAGGUUAUAGACAUGGUUUCAACUACAACUGAGGUUAAGAGUGAUUUAGAUGAUAAAGCUAGUCUAAUUGAGGUGGUAAGCUUAACAAAAGAUCAAGUAAAAAAUGAAAACAUUUUAAAGAACAUCAGUGAAUCGAUUGAUGCCUUCAGAGAAGCUGUGACUUGCUCAUUAAGAACAUUAGGGCAGAAAAUGUCAGAACAUGAUGAAAAAUUCAUUAAUUUAGAUGAUAAAAUGAACGAUCUGUACGAGAAUUUGUCAGGAUUGAAUGGAAAAUUUUCAACUUUUGACGAUGAAAUUUCAAAAAUUGGCGGAAAAAUUAUGGAUUUUGAGGAGAUCAUUGCUGAACUUGGUAAACAUUUUGAACAAUUUUCCCUUAAAUUUGAAGAUAAUGGACAGAUUUUGACUAGAUUUGAGGAAGAUCUGACUGCCUUUGAUGAAAAUUUUUCAACAUUUAGGAAGAUUAUGCUUGAGUUUGGUAAUAAUUUCACUCAAUUUAAUGAGAAAGCUGAGGAAUUUGUAGAAACUUCCUCAGCCUUAGAUGAGAAAUUGACAAACUCAAAUGAACAAUUGACGAAAAUUGACGAACAAUUGCUUGACUUUGGAAUCAAAUUUCUCCAUUUUGACUUAAAAGUGUCAAAUUUGAGUGAGAAUUUCAACAAUUUCAGAGAAGACUUUGGUCAAAUUAAUGAAAAAUUGAAGAAAAAUGACAAACAACUGUUAAAAAUUGACAAAUUUACAACAAAUUUGGACCACAAAAUAACUCAUUUGAGUCAGAAAUUUACUAAAUUCGACCAAAAGUUGACUAAAUUUGAUGAUCAUAUGUCAAAAAUCGGUGAAUUUGAAGGAUAUUUCAAGAAUUUUGUGGAGCAAUUUGCCAAUUUUGAUGAUAAACUUUUAAAGUUUGAUGAGAAACUUUCAAAUUUUGAUGCAAAAUUUUCCAUUUUUUAUGAAAAGUCAGUAAAAUUUGAUGAAAAAUUGAAAAAAUUGGAAGAAAAUUCGUUAAAUUUGGAAGCAAAUUCAAGAAAUCUCAACGAAAAACUUUCGAAAAUUGAUGAAAAAGUUUCAAAAAAUGAACAAAUUCUAUCAAAUUUCACACAAAACUUCUCUAAUUUCGAUAAAACCUUGUCAGAAAUAGCAGAAAAAUUCCAAAUCAUCCCCAAAAACCACACAAAAUCUCCAUCAAAGUCAUUAAUCCCCAAAAAAUCAAAUCAACAUGAAAGUUCCUCAAAAUUCGACACAAAAUUGACCAAUUUCGACACCAAACUUUCAACAAUCCACAAUCAAGUCUCAAACAUAACAGAAACUCUCACGAAAUUCAGCAACCAGCUCGAAACUCACGAAGAGAACCUCGACCAACUCAAAUCCCACUCAUACUUAAAAUUAGCAAAAAUAGUCGACAAGUUCGAUAUCAUGAGAUACAAAAUUCUAUCCUCAGUUGAUCUCAAAAUUGUGGAACUUGAGAAGAGAUUGAUUGGAAAAAUUGAAGAAAUUUUCGAGCAAAAAAUGGAAAAGAUUUUGAAUGUCUUAAAGGAGUCAGACUAA
Chironomus riparius is the source of this 2202-nucleotide messenger RNA. The record is from the annotation of a GenBank genome assembly. Lineage: Eukaryota; Metazoa; Arthropoda; Insecta; Diptera; Chironomidae.